AUGACUUUUAAAAACGAAAAGCGCUUCAAAACUGAGGGUAUCAUAGUGAAGGAGCUGCCCAAGACAUUUCGAGAUGCCAUCGUAUUCGCCGCUGGACUAGACAAGGUCGGCUUCAUAUGGAUCGACUCGCUUUGUAUCCGACAACCUAUCAAAGGGGAUGGUGAAAAUGAGGAGGACCAGCUACAAGACUGGUUCGAACAAACUCGUCAUAUGGGAAAUUUGUACCGGAAGGCUUUUCUGAACAUAUCUGCUACUGCUGCAUACGAUGUAAAAGGAGGUUUGUUUUUCGAACCCUGCCCAGAACUUCUCCGGGAAAACAAUAUUGAUGUGUAUUAUCCGGAAGACCCCGAUACUACACUGGAAAACGGUGUUGAAAAGACGAAUCCCUACGCAAGAUGCUCUUUGAUCGAUCCAUCAGCUUGGGACGACCUCGUCGAGAAUGCUCCAGUUAAUCAACGAGCCUGGGUCUUCCAGGAGCGAUUGUUAGCACCACGUGUACUCCACUUUGGAUACAACCAGCUCGCCUGGGAAUGUCACAAGUUCAACAGCAGCGAAAGUUACUCCUGGAGUGAGUUAGCAAUGAAACCAUCCAGUACCCCCGGUUUUACCGACAGAAGUUGCCUGAAGCACCUCACAGUCUCUGCGGGGCGCUCAUUCCGCGAAGCAAGAAUAGGCGACUUUCGAGAUUGCGACACGCAAAUCAAAGACAUAUACAUUUACGGAUUGUGGAAGAAAAUAGUGGAAAGCUAUUCAAGAAUAAAACUCACAGAGCACAAUGACAAACUUACUGCAUUGGGCGGCAUAGCAAAACUUUUCCAUGACGAACUAUUCAGCCCAGACCACAGCCAGACAUAUGUCGCCGGACUAUGGAGUGGCCACAUCGAAAGUCAACUACUAUGGACCGGCAACUCGGAAAGCGGACCCUCAUGGUCUUGGGCCUCCAUCACCACUCCACAUGGGAUAGCCUACAACGACAUCACAGACUACGCCUCGCCGGACGACCGAUGCACCAAGUCUCUCUUCUUCAAAGCCAUAUCCCACACCCUCUCUCCCGCCGACCCAAACAACCCCUUCGGCAUGCUAACAUCCGCUCAUAUACUCCUCGCUCCCGACCACCUUCACGCCAUCAAUCUCAUACAGCACCCCAACGGCAGCCCCAUACCCUCAUCCAUCUCAAUGCCUCAACUUCCGACACCGACAUCUUUGAUCAGGACGCCCAGCUAUAUUGCAUGUCAGCUGCAUAUAUAA
Bipolaris zeicola 26-R-13 is the source of this 1248-nucleotide messenger RNA. RefSeq lists its product as uncharacterized. The record is from RefSeq and is a predicted model, not a curated record. Lineage: Eukaryota; Fungi; Ascomycota; Dothideomycetes; Pleosporales; Pleosporaceae. The coding region runs from base 1 to 1248 and encodes 415 amino acids. The transcript has 3 exons.